UUGCAUUCCCUAGUUGCAGGGCAACUUUCCUGCUGAAACCUUAGUCAACGUUUGGCGUCACAGUCAAUUGACCGUUGUGUAGGAUUUCUUGGCAAAAAUGAACUCUGCAAUUUGGAAUCUAUGAAAAAACUCCAAAUGAUCUUUUCGGAAGGUUAUUUGAUCAAUUAUAACGUUCCCCAACUCCGACAACAUAUGCUGAAAAUAAAACUUAUAAUAUUAUGCUCCCAGAGGUAUGUUUAACUAGGUUUAUGGCUUGCAAAGAUAAAAGUUAAGAUAAGAAACCAAUAUCCCCAACUAUAUACCUACUUUACAGCAGUAUUUUUGUAUAAAACGUGUAAAGAUGACCGUUUACGCCUCUCCUGUCUGUUUUCUGAUUGCCAUUGCUUUUGCACAAACCGCGCUUGCAUUGCAUUGCUACACUUGCCAGACCCAAUCGCCGAAUCAAACGUGUUUUACACAUAUCAACACGACAAGGAUUCCCUCUAAAUUGUGCAACCGAUCCUCAGCAGAUUUGUCUAUUUUCUUUAACUUGGAGCAUGUCAACCCAACUUACUUGCUGGAAGCAUCAAACUCCAGUGAAUUCGAGUGUGUAUCCUACACGAAGACCUAUCUGAGGCAAAAUAUUACACGCGUCGGCAGAGGUUGCUUUCCAAAAACGCCAAAUUUGAACGUGUGUCAAGCGAUGUUUUUUGUACAGGGGGGUGAUGCGUUCAAUCUAACCCAAUGCGAUACCUGCGACCAAGAUAACUGCAACAAGUCAGUUUCCAUUUACCAAUCAUACCGCCUUCUCUGUGCAGUGUUUUUGGUGGCACAUUAUUUUUUCAAUUUGUAACUAAUAGGUAGCUGCAGUUCAGUAGAAUGUACCUACUUAAAACAAAAAUAACUAUCUUUAAUGUGGGUUUUCAUAAAAAUUCAAUUUUUCGCCGUUGAGGCUCACUUCAGGCAUAAAAAUAAACAAUUUUAAUUAUCCAUUUUUUGAUAAUAUUCCUGUUUGUAUUUUAAUAAAUGACAAUUUGACAAAUUUAUUUUUUGAAUUUCCACCGAGAUUAUCAGUUAAUUCAACCUGCUGUGAAAUUUCUUGAUAUGCAGUAAUCAAAUUAUUCUACUUUUAGAACUCCCACAAGUA
Messenger RNA from Photinus pyralis (common eastern firefly), 1126 nucleotides. RefSeq lists its product as uncharacterized. Bases 341 to 832 code for a protein of 163 amino acids. Lineage: Eukaryota; Metazoa; Arthropoda; Insecta; Coleoptera; Lampyridae. The transcript has 3 exons. The record is from RefSeq and is a predicted model, not a curated record.